Molecule: messenger RNA, 753 nt
Organism: Metschnikowia bicuspidata var. bicuspidata NRRL YB-4993
Lineage: Eukaryota; Fungi; Ascomycota; Pichiomycetes; Serinales; Metschnikowiaceae
Gene: ASF1
Product: nucleosome assembly factor
Exons: 1
Coding region: 1-753 (250 amino acids)
Biological process (GO): DNA replication-dependent chromatin assembly; nucleosome disassembly; nucleosome assembly
Cellular component (GO): nucleus
Molecular function (GO): histone binding
Source: RefSeq, a predicted model, not a curated record
AUGUCAAUUGUUUCAUUACUUGGAAUCGAAGUCUUGAAUAAUCCCGCGCGUUUUUCAGACCCGUACGAGUUUGAAAUAACAUUUGAGUGUUUGGAGCCUCUCAAAGAAGACUUAGAAUGGAAACUUACUUAUGUGGGUAGCUCAAGAUCUCUAGAUCAUGAUCAAGAAUUGGAUUCUAUAUUGGUGGGACCUGUUCCUGUUGGAAUUAAUAAAUUUUUGUUUCAAGCAGACCCUCCCUCGCCAGAUCUAAUCCCUGCUAGUGAGUUGGUCAGUGUAACGGUCAUUUUGUUGAGUUGCUCUUACGCUGGGCGGGAGUUCGUGCGAGUGGGAUAUUAUGUCAACAAUGAAUAUGAUUCUGAGGACUUGAGGGAAAAUCUCCCUACCAAAGUACAAGUUGAACAUGUCGUGCGAAAUAUAUUAGCAGAAAAGCCUAGAGUGACAAGAUUUAAUAUUGUGUGGGACAAUGAAGACACAAAUCCGGACCAAUAUCCACCAGAUCAACACGUUGAUGAAGAAGAUGAAGAAGACGAUGAAGACGAUGAUGAAGAUGAGGUAGGGGACGACGAAGAUGAGCUGGAUGCGGAAGCUGACGUGGCGGAUGAGGACGAUGACGAGGAUGAAGAAACAGAGAUUAACAUUGAUAACGAGGAUGCAGAGUAUGAUAUUGAACUUGAGGAUGAGCCAAUCGAUGGAAUUGCCGAGGAGGACUCUGGGAGUGGCGCUGCCACCCCAAAAGACAAAACCACAAGCUAA